GGUGGCGGCCGCGGGGCUGAGGCGGGUGGGAGCCGGAACCGAGUGCGUGCUGAGGGAGGAGGGCGGCGACUGGAGAGCGGCGAGCGGCGCGGGACCCGGAGCCUCUUCCACUUUUUCCCUCCCGAGCGCCCCCUCCCACCCCUCCCGCUCCGCAUACACCCUGUUUGCCCGUGAGCCUGGGGAACUUGCAGCUUAAAGCCAGCCACCCCCACAGCAACAUGUACCCCAGCAACAAGAAGAAAAAGGUGUGGAGAGAGGAGAAAGAACGUUUGCUGAAGAUGACCGUAGAGGAGAGACGCAAAGAAUACCUAAGGGACUAUGUUCCCUUGAACACCAUCCCAUCAUGGAAGGAGGAGAUGAAGGGCGAGAGCCAAAAUGAUGAAGAAAAUACUCAGGAAACAUCACAGGCGAAGAAAAGUUUGAGUGAAGAAGUUUCUCUCUAUAGAGGUGACAUCACAUUGCUAGAGGUAGAUGCUAUAGUCAAUGCUGCAAAUGCCAGUCUUCUUGGAGGUGGAGGUGUGGACGGCUGUAUUCACAGAGCAGCUGGCCCCUGUUUGCUCGCUGAAUGUCGUAACCUGAACGGCUGUGAAACUGGACAUGCAAAAAUCACGUGUGGCUAUGACCUGCCUGCAAAAUAUGUUAUCCAUACCGUAGGACCAAUAGCCAGAGGCCAUAUUAAUGGUUCCCACAAGGAAGACCUUGCAAAUUGCUAUAAAUCGUCUCUGAAACUGGUGAAAGAAAAUAACAUCCGAUCAGUUGCAUUUCCCUGCAUCUCAACCGGCAUUUAUGGUUUUCCAAACGAACCUGCUGCAGUCAUUGCCCUCAGCACCAUUAAGGAAUGGCUGGCCAAGAAUCAGCACCAGGUGGAUCGGAUCAUCUUCUGUGUCUUCCUAGAAGUCGACUUCAAAAUCUACAAAAAGAAAAUGAGCGAGUUUUUCCCUGCAGAUGAUAAUAAUGAAGAAGAAGACAUUGACAUGAAAGAAGAUUCAGAGGGGUUGGAGCCAAAAGACCGCUCUCCACCCCCCAAGAAGAGCAAAGCAAAGAAGCCAGAAGGCUCCAAGGACUCUAGUGAGGAUGAGAACGGUCCACAGGAAAAGCCAAGUGCCAAAGAAAUGGAAGGGGAGAGCCAAGAAGCAGAUGGUGCCAGCGCUGCUACCGUGCCCAGCCCUUCUUCAGAAGAGGCAGCUGAAGUCUGUAAAGAUGAAGAUUCUGCAAAGGAUGACAAUAUUACAAAAGGAAAUGAAGUAACAGAUCAUUCUGUAUGUGGUCAAGAUCAUCCCAAUGGACAAAAGAAUGAUUCAGUGAAGAAUGAAAUAAUGAUUGAGGUAGAGUCCCAGAGCUCAUCUAUGGAAACAGAAGAGCUUUCCUCGAACCAAGAAGGUACCAUGAUCGUGGAGCAGCAAGCAGUGAUUCCAUUAACAGCUGACCAGGAAGAAAAAGAAGGUGAAAAAGCUCAAGGCGAGGACACACCUAGCGUUCCUGUGAAAAGCGAAGGCUCUGGUGACACAGAAAAUUCUACAAGUCCUGAUGUUGAAAUGAGUAAUCAGGUUGACAGUGUAAAUGACCCAACAGAGAGUCAGCAAGAAGAUUAACUAAUAGGGGCACAAGAUGAAGCAAAGGAACAAAGAAAUGGAAGUAAAUGACAGUCCUCAGCAUUGCAGGCCUCCCGGCC
This is a messenger RNA of Mesoplodon densirostris (Blainville's beaked whale), 1672 nucleotides long. It is a transcript of the gene MACROD2, whose product is annotated as mono-ADP ribosylhydrolase 2. The transcript has 19 exons. Gene Ontology annotation, cellular component: nucleoplasm. Lineage: Eukaryota; Metazoa; Chordata; Mammalia; Artiodactyla; Ziphiidae. The record is from RefSeq and is a predicted model, not a curated record. Gene Ontology annotation, biological process: purine nucleoside metabolic process; peptidyl-glutamate ADP-deribosylation; DNA damage response. Bases 219 to 1592 code for a protein of 457 amino acids. Gene Ontology annotation, molecular function: ADP-ribosylglutamate-[protein] hydrolase activity.